Molecule: messenger RNA, 1137 nt
Organism: Jaminaea rosea
Lineage: Eukaryota; Fungi; Basidiomycota; Exobasidiomycetes; Microstromatales
Exons: 1
Coding region: 1-1137 (378 amino acids)
Cellular component (GO): nucleus
Source: RefSeq, a predicted model, not a curated record
AUGGACUUGUAUGGCAGGGAUACAAAGCGCAGGAGGAGGGGCGACGGAGAAGCUGGAAGCAGUACCAGCAACAUUGCCGCCUCGUCCUUCCUCGAUCUCAAGGCCCAGCUCGCUGGAAGGCGAGAGCGCGAGCAGGCGCAAUCGAGUGGGAAAUCUCUUCAGCCCAAGAGCGGGCGCAAAGACGAGGAGGAUGAAUACUCUAGGCAACGACUUCCCCCCCAUCUGCGUCAUGUCAGCAGCAGCAGCUCAUCGUCAUCAUCAUCGCCUUCGUCCUCGUCGAGGUCGAAGCACAGAGAUCGAGGUGGAGACGCUUCGACGCUUUCGUCCUGGGCAGAAACACCCUCCGCCCGUCUAGAGCGCGAUCGCAAGGCCAACCUAGCACGCAAGGCCAAGCUGUACGAUGAGCUACGUCGUGGGCUCAGUGGUGGACUCAAGCCGGAAGAUCUCGAGGAGGGAGGAAAGAUGCAAGGUCUUCUCGACUGGGAUCGCAUGAUCGAGGAGCGGCGGCAGACAGAGAGGGGUGAGGAGGUUCAUCGCGGGCGAAGCGACGAUGAAGGAGAGGAGGAUCAGCAAGGAAGCGAUAGCAGAGACCUCGUCGAGUACGAAGAUGAUAUGGGCCGCACGCGCCUGGUGCCUCGCAGCCAAGUACCCAUGGAAUACCUCGUCGAGCAGCGCCGUCGCAAGGAAGAGGGCGAGGCAGAUGCUCAAGGCACCACCCUGUAUGGCCCGCAAGCCCAGUUCCCCAUCAUGACUCGUGGCGACGUACCCAAGGAACCAGGACAGGACGCGCAACACUUUGAUGCAUCACACGAGGUACGCAACCGCGGAGCUGGCUUCUUUCGCUUUGAUCAGGACGAGGAUAAGAGGAAGGAGCAAAUGGAGGCCCUGCGCAAGGAGAGGGAUGAGACGUUGCGGCGCAGGGAAAACGUGAGCGGCGAAGGCGGCGAGGCGGUGGGAGGAAAGACGAUGAGCAAAGCUGAAGAGCGGCUCGAGGCUAGGAGAAGAUUUGUAGCCGCAAAGACAGAGGAGCUACGUCGCAAGAGGGGACAGGCAGGCGCAGCGAAUGACCCGCAGUCGAGCGCCGUAGACCAUUUCCUCGACACGCUCAGCACCGAGUGGGCGGCAAGCCAACGAUGA